GGUGUUGGAUGCCAAAGUGAAGUGCCUUGGCUGCCAUUAAAGCAAUCUCUUUGUUCAUCAGAAAAGUUUUCCAGUGUUUCUUUCUAUUGUUGUCGGACAAUUGGUUGCAGUGAAUUGAAGAAGUUUCUCCGAUGCAAACGUCUCAGAAUCGAAAAAUUACAGUGCAAGAGAUGAAGUCCUAUUGUCGGCCUCCCAAAUUGGAACGAUACUGCACCCUUGAUACGUCAUCUGGCAUGCAGAAUUCUUCUUGUACUGCCAGUUUCUCACCAAAUGGUAGUUCAGUUUCACAGUCGAACCAAUCUUACCCGAUGGGCAGAAAUCAUUCCCCGGACGAUACAUGCGGUUCACCGGUAAGUGAUUCUUGUGUGACAGACCAUGAACAUGACUUGAGCCACAUGAUAAGACAAUUGGAAACUGCAAUGCUAGGCACUGAUUCGGAAAUUUUCGAUAUUCACACUAUCACGGGGUCCAGCAGAUCGACUGGAGUCUCGAUUGAAUCAGAGAGGUGGAAGUACAUGAUGGAGAUGAUUGCCCGAGGGGACUUGAGAGAACUUCUAUGUGCUUGUGCUAAAGCCAUAGAAAAUAAAGAUAUGUAUAUGACCGACUGCUUGAUGACACAAUUGCGUCAAAUGGUGUCGGUUUUGGGUGAACCGAAGCAACGAUUAGGAGCCUACAUGUUGGAAGGGCUUGUUGCGAGGUUGGCCUCUUCAGGAAGUUCUAUCUACAAAGCCUUAAGAUGCAAAGAGGCUGCCAGUGCUGAACUGCUUUCAUAUAUGCACAUACUCUAUGAGAUCUGCCCGUAUUUCAAGUUCGGCUAUAUGUCGGCAAACGGUGCAAUUGCUGAAGCCAUGAAAGAUGAAAGUAGAAUCCAUAUAAUUGAUUUCCAGAUUGCACAAGGAAGCCAAUGGCUUACCUUAAUCCAUGCUCUUGCUGCUAGACCAGGUGGACCUCCAAGCAUACGUAUUACAGGCAUAGAUGAUUCUACAUCUUCUUAUGCCAGGGGAGGAGGACUUGAAAUAGUGGGACAAAGACUACGCAAGCUCGCGGAGUCAUGUAAGGUUCCUUUUGAGUUCCAAGCCGCUGCUAUUUCCGGUACUGAGGUUCAACUUGAUGACCUCAGAAUUCGACCCGGUGAAGCCAUUGCUGUAAACUUUGCCAUGAUGCUGCAUCACAUGCCAGACGAAAGUGUGGGCACUCAGAACCAUCGAGACAGACUGUUAAGGUUGGCAAAGAGUUUGUCUCCAAAGGUGGUAACACUCGUCGAGCAAGAAGCAAACACGAAUACUGCCCCAUUCGUUCCCCGCUUUCUAGAGACAAUGAACCACUACUUAGCCGUCUUUGAAUCUAUCGAUGUUAGUCUACCAAGGGAUCACAAGGAACGGAUCAGCGUUGAACAACACUGUCUUGCACGGGAGAUCGUCAACAUCAUAGCAUGCGAAGGGCCUGAGAGAGUAGAACGACACGAACUUUUGGGUAAAUGGAGAUCAAGGUUUAUCAUGGCAGGCUUUAAACCUCUUCCGUUGAGCUCGUUCGUCAAUUCCACCAUCAAGACCCUGCUUCAAGGUUACCGUGAUAAGUAUACACUUGAAGAAAGAGAUGGAGUUCUUUAUCUGGGCUGGAUGAAUCGAGCUAUAGUUGCUUCUUGUGCAUGGAUAUGCCAACCUACAGAUAGCUGUUUAUUACAGUAUCCGUAGAAUCUUUAAUUUUCCUGUUCGGUAUUCACACAAUUAGAAGGA
Molecule: messenger RNA, 1736 nt
Organism: Hibiscus syriacus
Lineage: Eukaryota; Viridiplantae; Streptophyta; Magnoliopsida; Malvales; Malvaceae
Product: scarecrow-like transcription factor PAT1
Exons: 1
Coding region: 132-1694 (520 amino acids)
Biological process (GO): regulation of DNA-templated transcription
Cellular component (GO): nucleus
Molecular function (GO): sequence-specific DNA binding; DNA-binding transcription factor activity
Source: RefSeq, a predicted model, not a curated record